AUGGCCUCAUCGACGACGCCCAUGAAAGUGGUGGACAUCCACACCCACAUGUACCCUCCGUCAUACAUCAAGAUUCUCGAAUCUCGAACCACCAUUCCUGUCGUGCGCAGCUUCCCGCAAACACCGGACCCGCGACUCAUCCUCCUCGCCUCGGAGCAGCAAGCCCUCGAUGAAGCCACCAAGGACCCCUCGGCGAAGCCUCCCGGCCGGCCGCUGACUUCGCAUUAUGCCUCCCUCGACCAGAAGGUGCACUUCAUGGACACGCACAAGAUCGACAUCUCGGUCGUCUCCCUGGCGAACCCCUGGCUCGACUUCAUCGACGGCUCCGAAUCCGGCACCAUGGCCAAGGGCGUCAACGACGAGUUUGAUGCCAUGUGCGCCACCCAACCGGGCCGUCUCUUCUUCUUCGCCACUCUGCCCUUGACUGCGCCGCUCGAGACUAUUCUCGCCGCCAUCAACCACGUCAAGGACCUCAAGUACUGUCGCGGCAUCAUCCUCGGCACGUCGGGACUGGGCAAGGGCCUCGACGACCCGAACCUGCUGCCCAUCUUCAAGGCCGUAGCCGCUGCUCACCUGACCAUCUUCCUGCACCCGCAUUACGGGUUGCCCAACGACGUCUGGGGUCCCAGAGCGAGCAAUGAGUACGGCCACGUGCUACCUCUAGCCUUGGGUUUCCCAAUGGAGACCACCAUCGCCGUUGCGCGCAUGUACUUGGCCGGCGUCUUCGACGCAGUGCCCCAACUGCGUAUGCUCCUGGCGCACAGUGGUGGUACGCUGCCCUUCCUCGCCGGACGCAUCGAGAGCUGCAUCAUGCACGACGGGCAGUGGGUGCGCGAGGGUAAGGUCACCGAGGGACGCAGGACGGUAUGGGACGUGCUCAAGGAGCAGAUCUACCUCGACGCUGUCAUCUACUCUGAAGUCGGUUUGAAAGCGGCUAUCGAGGCGAGUGGAGCGGACAGACUCAUGUUCGGCACAGACCACCCCUUCUUCCCGCCGCUGACUACCGACGAGCAGGGUGAGUGGGAGAGCGUGAGCAUGAACGCCGAUGCUGUGGCUGCGGCGGUGGGUGAGGGGAGUGACCAGGCGAAGGCCAUCAUGGGCGGCAACGCGAUCAACAUUUUGAAUUUGAAGGUGGAUUGA
Molecule: messenger RNA, 1140 nt
Organism: Colletotrichum graminicola M1.001
Lineage: Eukaryota; Fungi; Ascomycota; Sordariomycetes; Glomerellales; Glomerellaceae
Product: amidohydrolase
Exons: 1
Coding region: 1-1140 (379 amino acids)
Biological process (GO): secondary metabolic process
Cellular component (GO): cytosol; cytoplasm
Molecular function (GO): carboxy-lyase activity; hydrolase activity
Source: RefSeq, a predicted model, not a curated record